This is a messenger RNA of Syzygium oleosum, 2799 nucleotides long. Its product is annotated as G-type lectin S-receptor-like serine/threonine-protein kinase At4g27290. Lineage: Eukaryota; Viridiplantae; Streptophyta; Magnoliopsida; Myrtales; Myrtaceae. The record is from RefSeq and is a predicted model, not a curated record. The coding region runs from base 96 to 2540 and encodes 814 amino acids. The transcript is spliced from 7 exons. Gene Ontology annotation, molecular function: protein serine/threonine kinase activity; ATP binding. Gene Ontology annotation, biological process: recognition of pollen; protein phosphorylation.
UGCUCUCUUCAUUUCAACAAACACCGGGUUUUCGGCAAACUCUAUUUUUUAUUCUCCUCCUGCUAAUUCUAUUUGCAAGCAUGAAAGACUAAUAGAUGGAUAUUCUUCGUUUUUCCAUACCGUAUUUCAUUUCAAUCUGUAUGUUUGCACUAGAAGUAUGCAAGUCAGUUGACGCGUUAAGCUCAUCUGAGCCAAUUCGAGAUGGCGAUACCCUAGUGUCUGCAGGAGAAAAGUUUCAGCUAGGAUUCUUCAGCCCUGGACACUCCAGCAACAGAUACCUCGCAAUAUGGUACCACAACAUCCCGAAUAAGACCAUUGUUUGGGUGGCAAAUAGAGAUAAUCCGGUGAAUGGUUCGUCAGGGGUUCUGAGGAUAGGAAACGAAGGGAAACUAGUCCUUGUUGACCAAGCAGAAAGAGUCUUGUGGUCGUCGAAUAACAUGAAUACUUCUUCGCAAAGCAUAGUUGCUCAGCUCCUGGAUUCUGGAAACCUUGUUUUGAAAGAUGACAGCGAAAAUGUCUCCGGAAACUAUCUUUGGCAGAGUUUCGAUAACCCCUCUGACACAACAUUGCCAGGCAUGAAGCUCGGGUGGGACCUGAGAACAGGGUUGGACCGGCACAUGACAUCCUGGAAGAGUGCAGAGGAUCCCUCAACUGGAGACUUCACCUAUGGUGUCGAUCUUGGAGGAAACAUUCCCCAACUAGUACUCCGUAAGGGACAUACCAAGUACUUCCGAACUGGGCCUUGGAAUGGAAUUCAGUUCAGCGGGGCUCGGAUUGCUCCUAAUUUGAUAUUCAUCCCCAAGUUCGUCGACAAUUCUCAGGAGGUCUACUACACGUUCAAUGCUUUCAAUGAAUCCACAAUCACGAGGUUUGUAUUAAACGUUUUUGGGAACCUCCAAAGGUACAUGUGGAAUGAGAAAACUCAGGAGUGGACCCUGAUCUAUAUGUUUCCGCAUGAUGCCUGUGAUGUCUAUGCGAAUUGUGGACCCAAUAGCAUGUGCACGAUCAGCAAUCCUCAAAUUUGUAGCUGCAUGAUUGGGUAUCAACCGAAGUCACAGGCAGAGUGGGAUUCGCUUGUGUGGACUAGCGGGUGUGUCAGUAAGAACCCAUUUAAUUGUUCUAGAGGAGAAGGUUUUAAGAGGCUCAAAGGUGUGAAAAUUCCUGAUUUGUUGCAGUUCAGGAUGAAUACUAGCAUGACCCUGAAGGAAUGUGAAUUAAAGUGCUUCCAGAACUGCUCUUGCAGGGCCUACGCAAACGUAGACGCCACCGGAGGUGCAAAAGGCUGUCUCCUAUGGUUUGGAGAUCUCAUUGAUGUCAGAAAACUCAUCGAAUAUGCAAAUCAAGAUCUUUUUAUUCGUGUUUCAGCCGCAGACCUGGGUAAUUCGGCGAAUUCCAAGUGGAAAGUAUGGGUGCCAGUGGCAAUUUCCUCUGCAAUUGUGAUGCUUUUAGUGGUGCUUUACAUCUGCAUUUUUUGGAAGAGGAAAAAAAGUGCUCAAGGUAUAAGACUGGACUUUCAAGCUGAAGAUGACACUAGCUUACAGCUUCCGAUCUUUGAUAUGGUCACCAUCUUACGAGCAACUAACAACUUUUGUGAUUCAAAUAAGUUAGGAGAAGGAGGUUUUGGCCCCGUAUACAAGGGUCAGCUGCCAAAUGGACAAGAAAUAGCAGUCAAGAGAUUGUCAGAGGACUCUCGGCAAGGUCUUAACGAAUUCAAGAAUGAGGUCAUGUUAAUCGCGAAGCUUCAGCACCGAAAUCUUGUCAAGCUUGUGGGGUGUUGCGUUGAAGAAGAGAGGAUGCUAAUCUAUGAAUACAUGCCUAAUGGAAGCCUAGACACUACCAUAUUUGGUAAGACGGGGGAAAAUUCUCUAGUAUGGAGAAGGCGAUUCAACAUUAUCAUAGGAAUCGUGAGGGGACUCCUUUAUCUUCAUCAAGAUUCGAGAUUGAGAAUCAUACAUAGGGAUCUCAAAGCAAGCAAUGUGUUGCUCGACAGUGAGAUUAAUCCUAAAAUAUCAGAUUUUGGGGUGGCUAGAGUCUUUGGUGGAGAUCUGUCACAGGCAAAAACAAAGAGGAUAGUCGGCACUUAUGGUUACAUGGCACCUGAAUACGCAAUAGACGGGCUUUUCUCAACAAAAUCAGAUGUUUUUAGCUUUGGAGUACUAUUGCUUGAGAUAAUAUGCGGAAAGAAGAAUAGAGAGUUCAAUCAUCCGGACCACAGCUUCAAUCUCGUCGGACAUGCCUGGAAGUUGUGGCUUGAGGGGCAAGUGAGCGACUUCAUAGAUCCACAGCUUCCGGAUUCUUUCGAUCUGUCAGAAGUUGUUAAAUGCAUUCAAAUCGGGCUAUUAUGCGUGCAACGGUGUCCUGACGAUAGACCGAAUAUGUCAUCUGUGCUUCUGAUGUUGGACAGUGAGAGCGCUUCGCUGCCACAGCCCAAGCAGCCUGGUUUCUACAUUGAGAGGAGCUCUGAAAACACAGACAUUGAAAUGAGUCGAAGAGAGUGCAACUCAAAUGAGAUUACCACGACAUUAUUAGAAGGUAGAUAGAUUUCCAAGUAUGUGUAGUCUCUUGCUUCUGCUGAGUUUUUCCAUUGUGAGAUAGCAAUGCAUCACUAACCAAGAGAUGUUCGGAGUUCGCUAGAUGUACCUAAUCAUGGAAGAUAUUGAAAUGGUGAAGUUUAACGUUGGUACGGUUCCUCCACUAGCUGAAGCAGGUUGGUGGAGAAAGACAUUUUGUAGUCAGAAAAGCAGGAAUAGCAGCCACCCCAGCCCAAACUCUGAGCAUAUACUGUGUUGGCCACAUCAA